Molecule: messenger RNA, 2801 nt
Organism: Phyllotreta striolata
Lineage: Eukaryota; Metazoa; Arthropoda; Insecta; Coleoptera; Chrysomelidae
Source: the annotation of a GenBank genome assembly
AAAAGCAUGAAAGAAAAUAGUAAUAAGGAAAAAAUAAACUGGCAACAGUGGCAUCCUUGGUCUACCUGCUAUUAUUUCAAAUCAAAUUUGACUUUGUGAUAAAUGAUAAGUGAUGACUCGCAAGUAGAUAAUAUACAAACACGGAACAACCAGUUGAUUUUUGAUUUCAAUUACAGUUGCUUUGUGACUGUGGCUGUGAUUGUAUCAAACUUCACUUCGCUCAGUUAAGAAGUGACAUAACAAGCAGAUGAUCUAAAGUUGGGUUAAGUGUAAGUUUUAAGUGUCAAAACAACAAAUAUAGAGGAAAUAAAUAAGAAAAGUGAAUGAAUUUUAAUCUUUAAUCGAUUGACUAUACGGGUAGAUAUUCUAUUAAGGGAAUAUAAUAGAGGGUGAAUCACGAGCAGCUUAUUGAGCUUGAGGCAAAUCAGUAUUAACAAUGGAAGGCCAAACGAACAAUCCAAGGCAAGAACAAGAAAAUGAAAUAGAUAGGCCUAAAGGAUGUUUGAAUUUCUUUUUCCAUCCCCUGGGUACGGGUCACCGUUUUGUGGCAUUAUUUUUUAUGUGCUUUUUAAGUUUCGGUUCCUAUUUUUGCUAUGAUAAUCCCGCGGCUUUGCAGAAUCAAAUGAAGACUAAUCUAAAUUUGACCGAAUUACAAUAUACUUCUUUGUAUUCUGUAUAUUCUUGGCCAAACGUAGUUUUAAAUAUAGUAGGAGGAUUUUUAAUAGAUAGGGUUUUCGGUAUUAGAUUAGGAUCAAAUAUUUACGUCGGACUGGCCUUAUUGGGACAAAUAAUUUUCGCGACUUCUGUCCUCUUCAACCAAUAUUGGCUCAUGUUGGUAGCCAGAUUUAUUUUCGGUAUCGGUGCAGAAUCAUUGACAGUAGCACAAAACAACUAUGCAGUACUGUGGUUCAAAGGCAAGGAACUCAACAUGGUGUUCGGUUUGCAACUCAGCUUCGCUAGAGUCGGGAGUACCGUAAAUUUCUUAGUAAUGGAAAGUUUGUACAACAGAGUAACGAAGGGUCUUCCCUCGGAGAGCGGACAGUACAUUCUGGGUGUCGUCUUGUUCAUAGCCGCUACGACGUGUCUUAUUUCGUGGAUAUGCUCCAUUAUAUUAGGGAUAUUCGACAAGAGAGUGGAAACUAUCGUGGGACGAAGCAACAACGUCCAAGGGGAAACUGUUAAAUUGACGGACGUGAAGAAUUUCAAGUUAACUUUCUGGCUCGUUUGUCUCAUUUGCGUUACCUUCUAUUGCGCCAUUUUCCCCUUCAUUACUAUAGCAAAGGAUUUCUUUCAAAAACGAUUUAAUGUCACUUCACAAGAAGCUAACGAUUUGACCAGUAUUGUUUAUGUCAUUUCCGGCGUUUCGUCGCCGAUUUUGGGAUUAUUUAUUGACAAAGUGGGAAUGAAUAUCUUCUGGAUAAUGGUGGGAACUACAGGAACCAUUGUGGCCCACGUUUUGUUGGGUUUCUUCACGACGCUCCCUCCGAUUCUUCCUAUUAUCAUAAUGGGCGUUGCUUAUUCGAUCCUGGCUAGUAGUUUAUGGCCUUUGGUUUCACUGAUUAUUCCUGAUUAUCAAUUGGGUACAGCUUAUGGAGUCGCUGGAUCCGUUCAGAAUUUAGGUUUAGCCCUAUUUUCUAUAUUUACUGGUUUAAUUGUUGAUCAUUUAGGCUAUGUUGCCAUUGAGAUUUUCUUUAUAUGUUCCUUAAUAGUGGCGUUGAUAUCGACGAUCUUUUUGUGGAUACUAGACCGCAGUGGUGACAAAUCAUUGAAUAUGACUGCUGGUGGAAGAAGCAGAUUACAAUUAUUACCUAGUGACCGAGAUGUCCUUAUUAACGCAGAAGCCGCGCCCUCUUCUUCGGAUUUGGAACCAAACACUGAUUUUCAAAUUCGCAAUAGGUAUUUAUCCAGAAUUGGUGCCCCUCUCCCCUCAGCUUAUGACGUAGACACAAAGAUAAUAUUCUAAUUACCCGAUGAAUUUGUAAGUAAAACUCGAAAUUAUCAUCACUUAUCUGAUUGUAUUCAAAUCAAUUUCACUCGAUUAUCUAGGUAAAUUCAACAUUAAUAAGUAGGUUAAUAAGGUUAAAUAAUGUAAAUACAAAAUCAUGCUCAUAUUAUUCAAUCCAUAGCGUAAUGUGAAGAAUGUUUGUGCACUUCAGUAAUAUGAUCUCGGUAUAAAGGCAUCGUUUUAAAUUUGAUAUAAAAAAUAAUUUCUUAACGGGAUAUAUAUUCAUCAUCACCACAGGUGAUUGUGAAAGUAAUAAGAAAUUUUUGCAAAACUCCUCAAUUCCUAUUGUGUAAUUCUACCGUUAAGAAGUUGCAAAGUAGUAAUUGUGGUUGAGAAAGUGAUUCCUCAGCACCAUUUAAUAGAAUCUCAGAAAUGCAUUCACAUCGUGUAAGAUUAAAAACAGUGAAAAUCAAAAGAAUUUUGACUAGAUGUAUAGAUAACUGAUUUAGUGAUAAGAUGAAUUUACUCAUGUACAUUUUUAUAAGAAACCGAAGCAAUUCUAUUAUUUUUUUUUAUAUUUUUGUUUUAUGAAAAUUUUAUUAAAUGAGAUUAGCAUACAUAUUAUAGUUUUUGCUGUGAUCCAUUUCCAUCGUUUAUUGUAAAUCUAUUUAUUUAGAGGUGAUACUAGAAUUAAGGGAAUAAAAAUUGUAUUUUUAAACAAAAUUCAAAUAUUGUGUUACCUUAUUUUCUUCAUAUUUUUAAUAAACUGAUUAUGUAUAAUUUUUAAGCAAUUGAAUAUUUAUUUUUGAAUUUUUUGAUUGUAGAAAAUGGUAAUAAAAUACAUAAAACCUUUUAA